This is a messenger RNA of Cryptotermes secundus, 4403 nucleotides long. RefSeq names its product chromatin-remodeling complex ATPase chain Iswi (gene Iswi). Lineage: Eukaryota; Metazoa; Arthropoda; Insecta; Blattodea; Kalotermitidae. Gene Ontology annotation, molecular function: DNA binding; nucleosome binding; ATP hydrolysis activity. The record is from RefSeq and is a predicted model, not a curated record. Gene Ontology annotation, cellular component: nucleus; chromatin. Gene Ontology annotation, biological process: nucleosome organization; regulation of transcription by RNA polymerase II. The transcript is spliced from 21 exons. Bases 121 to 3228 code for a protein of 1035 amino acids.
AAUGUAAUUUCUUGGCCCGCCAUAUUUUACCUGUAUUGUUCGGUGAAGUUCCGUGGUGAUUUCCAGUUGACAAGACGGGAAAGACAGUGUGUUUGUAUAAGAUCUGAACUAGUAAUCAAUAUGUCAAAACCAGAAGACAGCAUGGAUACAGGUGACACUGGGGAAAAUUCGAAUGCUUCCUCAGCCGAUACACUGUCAUCCAGAGGCAAAACUGAGGACUAUGAAACAAAAGUUGAAACAGAUCGGAGUAAACGGUUUGAUUACCUUCUAAAACAGACAGAGAUCUUCACGCAUUUCAUGUCCAACAAUCAACGAGACAAGCCACCAUCAAGUCCGCUAAAGGUGAAACCUGGCAGACCAAGAAAGAAUCCAGACCAACCAAAAGGAGACCCUGGAGCAGGAGAUCAUCGUCAUCGAAAAACAGAACAGGAAGAAGAUGAAGAAUUGUUGGCUGAAACAAAUUCAAGUAGGAGAACGAUUAUCAGCUUUGACCAGUCUCCACAUUAUGUAAAAAAUGGAGAAAUGAGAGAUUAUCAAGUGCGAGGACUCAACUGGAUGAUUUCGCUGUAUGAAAAUGGCAUAAACGGAAUCCUUGCUGAUGAAAUGGGUCUCGGUAAAACACUGCAGACAAUAUCAUUGCUGGGAUACAUGAAACAUUACCGGAACAUUCCAGGACCACACAUUGUCAUUGUUCCAAAGUCAACACUUGCCAAUUGGAUGAACGAAUUCAAGAAAUGGGUUCCUUCUUUACGUGCAGUGUGUCUUAUAGGUGACCAGGAGGCUAGGAAUAUUUUCAUAAGGGAAACGCUGAUGCCUGGUGAAUGGGACGUGUGUGUGACAUCAUAUGAAAUGGUAAUCAAGGAGAAAGGAGUAUUCAAGAAGUUCAACUGGCGUUACAUGGUUAUUGAUGAGGCCCACCGUAUCAAGAACGAGAAGUCAAAACUCUCCGAAAUUGUUCGUGAGUUCAAAACAACGAACCGUCUCCUGCUGACAGGAACACCUCUACAGAACAACCUUCAUGAACUUUGGUCACUUCUCAACUUCCUCUUGCCAGAGGUCUUCACCUCAUCAGAUGACUUCGAUGCAUGGUUCAACACCAAUAAUUUCCUUGGAGACGCAACUUUAGUGGAAAGACUUCAUGCUGUUUUACGGCCAUUCUUGCUGCGUCGUUUAAAAGCUGAAGUUGAGAAAAGAUUGAAACCAAAGAAAGAACUGAAAAUUUAUGUUGGACUCAGUAAAAUGCAAAGAGAAUGGUAUACAAAGGUGCUGAUGAAGGAUAUUGAUAUUGUGAAUGGUGCUGGCAAGAUAGAGAAAAUGAGACUGCAGAACAUCCUCAUGCAGCUGCGGAAGUGCUCCAACCAUCCAUAUCUGUUUGAUGGGGCAGAGCCUGGCCCCCCGUACACAACAGAUGAACAUCUAGUUUACAACUGCGGUAAAAUGGUUAUACUGGAUAAACUACUUCCAAGGUUACAAGAACAGGAGUCGAGAGUUCUCAUAUUUAGCCAGAUGACCAGAAUGCUAGAUAUUCUGGAGGAUUACUGUCAUUGGAGGGGAUACAGUUAUUGUCGUCUGGAUGGACAGACACCCCACGAGGACCGGCAGAGGCAGAUCAAUGAAUUUAAUGCACCAGGCAGCGAGAAAUUCAUUUUUAUGUUGUCGACAAGAGCUGGUGGUCUUGGUAUUAACCUCGCCACAGCAGAUGUUGUUAUUAUAUAUGACUCUGAUUGGAAUCCCCAGAUGGAUCUGCAGGCCAUGGAUCGAGCUCAUCGUAUUGGGCAGCUGAAGCAGGUGAAAGUAUUCCGUCUGAUCACAGAGAAUACUGUCGAAGAGAAGAUAGUGGAGAGAGCAGAAGUGAAGCUGAGACUGGACAAGCUUGUGAUCCAACAAGGUCGUCUUGUGGACAACAAACAAAACCAACUAAACAAGGAUGAGAUGCUUAACAUGAUCCGCUAUGGGGCAAACCAGGUCUUUGCUUCUAAGGAUUCAGCCAUAACCGAUGAAGAUAUCGACACAAUUCUCAUGAAAGGAGAAGCAAAGACAGAGGAAAUGAGACAAAAGUUGGCGGGUAUGGGAGAAUCUACACUUAGGAAUUUUACACUGGAUGCACCAGGCACAGACUCUGUCUACCAGUUUGAAGGGGAAGAUUAUCGAGAGAAACAGAAAAUUCUUGGCAUUGGGAACUGGAUUGAGCCCCCGAAACGAGAGCGAAAAGCCAACUACGCAGUGGAUGCUUACUUCCGUGAGGCUCUCCGUGUUUCAGAACCAAAGGCACCAAAGGCUCCACGACCACCUAAGCAACCAAUUGUUCAAGAUUUUCAGUUUUUCCCACCCCGGCUGUUUGAGCUGUUGGAUCAGGAAAUUUACUACUUCCGGAAAACAGUCGGUUAUAAGGUUCCUAAGAAUCCAGAACUGGGGUCUGAUGCUUCGAGAAUUCAAAAAGAAGAACAGCGCAAAAUAGAUGAUGCCCAGCCACUCACAGAAGAUGAAGUUGUGGAGAAAGAAAAGUUGCUCACACAGGGUUUCACAAACUGGACGAAGCGUGACUUCAAUCAGUUCAUUAAGGCCAACGAGAAGUACGGAAGAGAUGACAUUGAUAACAUUGCCAAGGAUGUGGAAGGAAAGACUCCAGAUGAGGUGAUGCAAUACAGCUCUGUAUUCUGGGAACGGUGCCAUGAACUACAAGAUAUUGACCGUAUCAUGGCACAGAUUGACAGGGGAGAGGCCAAAAUUCAGCGACGAGCCAGUAUUAAGAAGGCACUGGAUGCCAAGAUGGCCAGAUAUCGUGCCCCGUUCCACCAGCUCCGGAUAGCAUACGGCACUAACAAAGGCAAGAACUAUACAGAAGAGGAGGAUAGGUUUCUUGUAUGUAUGUUACACAAGCUUGGAUUUGACAAAGAAAAUGUUUAUGAAGAGCUCCGGGCAGCAGUGAGGAAUGCUCCUCAGUUUCGUUUUGAUUGGUUUAUUAAGUCACGGACAGCAAUGGAGUUACAACGUCGAUGCAAUACGCUUAUCACACUCAUAGAGCGAGAAAACCAAGAACUAGAAGAGAAGGAAAGGGCUGAGAAAAAGAAGCGUGGCCCCAGAGGAAGCAGUGGGGCGGGAGGAAUACCUAACAUGGGUUCGGGGACCGGAGGUGGCAGUAAAGGUUCACAGAAACGCAAGAAUGAAAACAUUCCAACACCCGAUAUCAAGGCUGCUCGGAAAAAGAAAAAGACAAGUGAGAAAUGAAGUUACAAAAGCGGCUGGGCCACUGGACUGUAUAGUAUGUAGCUGUAGGUACAUGACAGGAACUGUAGCAUGUAAGAGUGCAUCAAGUGACAUGUUCGGUCGGACAGUAUGCAUCGCCUGCUGAAUCGUCCACUUCAUACAGUUUCCCAUAUUUAUAUUGAGACUUAAUGUAUAAUUUCUUCUCACCGUUUUAGACCUUAAGUGAAUUUAAAACAGAUCUGGGUCACGUUGAAACACAGAAUGAAGUCUCUUUGUCAAGACUGUAGUAAUCUCUACUUAAUGAAGGGAUAAAUAAUUAAACCAGUUGUAAAACGUGUGUUACACUAGUUUUGGGACAUGGCGCAUUGUCCAGUAUUCUGAACCGUAGAACUUAAUGUUUCAGGGAGCUGGUUCUGCUUGAUCAUCAGAUGAGCGGCCUCUAGAUUUGGGUCCAUUAGCAAGAGCUAAUGCCAACCUCUGGACCUCAGUGGUGCUUACUGUUACUGCCUCGUAUCUUUAGCUGUGGUAAAGGGGUUGUACCAUCUCUCGCGGAGCGGGGGGUAGCAGUCUUGUCAGCCUAAGUCAGCGUGGGUACUACCAGUUUGGAAUGUAGCGUCUUGGAGUGUGGUCAGGUGUAUAGUACUACUCCUGGUCUCCGUAGGCAAUGUUUUCCGCUCGGGGAGUAGGUCUGAACGGCCGCACAGCAAGGGUAUAGCUUCGUGUGCACCACAACAGUGUUUGCCUUUCUGGGCGGCUAAAGUUGUCAGGCAGUAACAGUACUCAGUUGAGUUAGAAAGAUCUAAUCCCAGAUAUUAGACCAGUGAUAAUAGAAUACUGGACAGUGGAUGAAAUCCAGAAAAAUGUAAAUACUGAGCAAAUGAGUAUUUAAAGCUUCUGUGUUUAAAACGUGACAUUCAGAACACAAUCUGAACAAAACAUUUUCAUGUCAUGUCCAAAGUGACUAGUUAUGUGGAUAUUUCAGAAAUGCAUGGAUCUUAGUUAUAAAUGAGAUUUCAAAAUUUUAUCUUGUAUUUUUUUUAUAUGUGUAAGAUUUUCAACAGGAACUGACAAAUUUUUGUUUUACGGAUUUAUAUAAAUAUAUUUAUGAUUGGUACAGUGUACUUAGCAGGUACCAUGAACAGAAUUAUGCUCAUAUGUUCUCUCUUUUUCUGUUAUAAAAUGUCCAACAAAAUAUA